CGUGUGUUCGGCAUGGCGGCGGCUGGCGAGGGCGCCUGGCGGCCGGCGGACGGCGAGCAUGACAGCUACCAGUCGCCGCUCGCCCGCCGCUACGCCAGCGCGGACAUGUGCUUCCUGUUCAGCGACAGGUACAAGUUCCGGACCUGGCGGCAGCUCUGGCUGUGGCUCGCGGAGGCGGAGCAGACAUUGGGAUUGCCUAUAACAGAUGAGCAAAUCCAGGAAAUGAAGUCAAAUCUGGACAACAUCGACUUCAAGGUGGCAGCUGAGGAAGAGAAGCAGUUACGGCAUGACGUGAUGGCACAUGUACACACUUUUGGCCGCUGCUGUCCAAAAGCUGCGGGUAUCAUUCACCUUGGCGCCACCUCUUGCUAUGUCGGAGACAAUACGGACCUCAUUAUUCUUAGAAAUGCAUCCAACCUGCUUUUGCCAAAGCUCGCCAGAGUCAUUGCUCGACUCACUGACUUUGCCAAGGAACAUGCCGGUCUUCCCACCUUGGGGUUCACGCAUUUCCAGCCUGCUCAGUUGACCACAGUCGGUAAGCGCUGCUGCCUUUGGAUCCAGGACCUUUGCAUGGAUCUCCGGAACCUGAAGCGUGUCCAGGACGAUCUGUGCUUCCGAGGAGUGAAGGGCACCACUGGCACUCAGGCCAGCUUCCUGCAGCUCUUUGAAGGAGACCACCAGAAGGUAGAGCAGCUUGACAAGAUGGUGACAGAAAAAGCAGGAUUUAAGAGAGCUUUUAUCAUCACAGGGCAGACCUACACACGAAAAGUGGAUAUUGAGGUGCUGUUAGCACUCGCCAGCUUGGGGGCAUCUGUGCACAAGAUUUGCAGUGACAUCCGACUCCUUGCACACCUCAAAGAGAUGGAGGAACCCUUUGAAAAACAGCAGAUUGGCUCCAGCGCCAUGGCGUACAAGCGGAACCCUAUGCGCGCCGAGCGGUGCUGCAGCCUGGCCCGGCACCUCAUCACGCUCGCCAUGAACCCGCUGCAGACAGCCGCUGUGCAGUGGUUGGAACGCACCCUGGAUGAUAGUGCGAACCGACGGAUCAGUUUGGCUGAGGCCUUUCUCACUGCAGAUGCUGUACUGAAUACACUGCAAAAUAUUUCUGAAGGAUUGGUGAUCUACCCCAAAGUGAUUGAGCGGCGCAUUCGACAAGAACUGCCUUUCAUGGCCACGGAGAACAUCAUCAUGGCCAUGGUGAAGGCCGGGGGCAACCGCCAGGAUUGCCAUGAGAAAAUUAGAGUGCUUUCCCAGCAGGCAGCUGCUGUGGUCAAGCAGGAAGGGGGUGACAAUGACCUCAUCAAGCGCAUCCAGGCCGAUGCCUACUUUAGUCCCAUUCACUCCCAGUUGGACCGUUUACUGGACCCAUCCUCCUUCACCGGCCGUGCACCCCAGCAGGUACAGAGAUUCUUAGAAGAGGAGGUCUAUCCCCUGUUAAAACCAUAUGAAAGUGUGAUGAAGGUGAAAGCAGAAUUAUGUCUGUAGAGCCGGAAGAGAAUUAAACGACAGGUUUACCAGGGGCAGACACCUGCACAGACAGAUGGGCAGGAGAGCGGCCACUUGUCUUGCAAAGAGAAGAAGGUUUGUGAAAAGACACCUCAAGAAGUCUCACCUUGAAUUCAUUCAGUGCUCUUCUCUCUCCAUGGCACGCUCACCUGUCGGGGUUUACAACGGAACUAAACUGCACUGUGAUUGGACUCUGCAUUUAAGCAGCAGCGCAAAUCCACAUAGUAGACAUGCAGGUGACUUUCAGGGCCUCUUUCCAGCUAGGCUGGACCUUUUCGUGCAUCCACUUCCUUGUGAAGUCCUCGGCAACCUCCUGGUCUUCGGAGGGUGGAUUGGGUGCGGGUCUAGGGAAAUGACCGGGGCUCAGAAUGCUUGGAGGCUUCUAUUCAUUAUUCUUGCUAGAGUAAGUAGUGAGGUAGCUGAGGUACAACAAAUCCUUUCUGAGAAUCAACCUUAGCAGCUCACGUUGUCUGCGCAACGCAGCUGACCUUUCAGUGAGGCUUGUCUAGCUUGGAAAUGCUGAUUGGGUAUAUUGGUUAUGUCAGGACAUUCACGAGCAGGCCAGCUGUAUCCAAAGCCAUGUGGGACAUGGGUUAACGCCCACGGCCUGCCAGGGGAGAGCUGGUGCCCCCCUGCCAGUACUGCCCUUCACGGCCUCCAUCUGUAAACCUUUUCCUCUUAGGUGAAAAUGAAGAAAAUUUGUUUUAUCAGUUUUGCAGGUGAUACAAAAUUAAGAUAACUUGUCGGCAACUUUUGUAAAAUUAAAAUUCAUCUAACCUAAGUAAAUGGAAGUGAUGUAGUCCAAAAAAAGAAAAACUCAAAUAUAGAGAAGUUAAUUUAAACUCAGAUGAGUCAGAGAUGGUUGCCAAGAAGGUAAGAUAGUUCUGAGUGUUUAGUGGUGGUGUAAUGUCGAGAAAAGCCACCAGGCCCUCCACUGCACCUGUCCUGACCUCAUCGGGUCAGGUUCACAGAUUCCAAGGGUGGUUUUUUGAGUGACCAUCUAGGAGACUGGUGGGAGGCUAGAGGCCUGCCUGCAGGUGUCUGGGUUUCCAGCCAGGAAUGAGCUAACCUUACAUUGCCGGGGGCCUGGGCACUGGGAGCUGUAACACUGGGAAAAUGACCACUCUCCAAGGCUUCAACCCUUAAUAAGGCAGCUGACUUGAAAGUUAAAAGCUUAUCCUGGGCCCUCCCUGGUGGUGCUUCAGGUUGGAGUGCUGCACUGCCAAGCUAAGCCAAGCCUUGGCCGCUUCAC
This is a messenger RNA of Condylura cristata (star-nosed mole), 2758 nucleotides long. It is a transcript of the gene ADSL, whose product is annotated as adenylosuccinate lyase. Gene Ontology annotation, biological process: 'de novo' AMP biosynthetic process. Bases 13 to 1485 code for a protein of 490 amino acids. The record is from RefSeq and is a predicted model, not a curated record. Gene Ontology annotation, molecular function: (S)-2-(5-amino-1-(5-phospho-D-ribosyl)imidazole-4-carboxamido) succinate lyase (fumarate-forming) activity; N6-(1,2-dicarboxyethyl)AMP AMP-lyase (fumarate-forming) activity. The transcript has 14 exons. Lineage: Eukaryota; Metazoa; Chordata; Mammalia; Eulipotyphla; Talpidae. Gene Ontology annotation, cellular component: cytosol.